AUGGUCGAUAUGUUCAACAACAACACUGAAAUCAUAGUCGCUGAGAUAGAGUUCCUCAGAAAGACAUCCCAACUCAUUAAAGAAACUGAUAGCGAGAUACUCGUCAACUACAUCAUCUGGCGGGUCGUGCAAGCGAGUGUGCGGUUUCUUGACGAGCGCUUUGAGAAUAUCAAGCAGGAUUUUUCCCGAGUGAUGACCGGUCAACAACAGAGAUCGCCUAGAUGGAAGGAUUGCGCUCAAGUGCCCAGCUCGGUUUUACCGCUAGCAGCUGGCGCGGUCUACGUUCAAGCGCAUUUCAAUUCUGAGGACAAAAGAGAAGCCUUGGAGAUGAUCGGCAAACUUCGCGAGUCUUUCGCGGAUUUGGUAACCCAUAACGAUUGGAUGGAUGAAUCCACGAAAAACACGGCCAUAGAGAAGGCUAAUUCGAUGAUUAACAACAUUGGUUACCCUGAUAUCACCAAUGAUAUAACAAAGCUUGACGAACAGUACAAAGAGCUCGUUAUUCUUCCUGAAGACACCUACUACUCUUUGAUGAAGAAAGCAGUCGUUUGGAUGCAGAAGAGAGAGUUCCGGAAGCUGCUUAAACCCUUCGAUCGUCAUGAGUUUGACGUAUCGCCGGCUGUCGUCAACGCCUUCUAUUCCCCUGAGAAGAACGCCAUAACGUUUCCUGCUGGAAUACUCCAACCACCAUUCUUCAGCGGCUCGUUUCCCAAAGCAGUGAAUUAUGGUGCUAUUGGGGCUGUUAUCGGGCACGAGAUUACGCAUGGGUUUGAUGAUCAAGGUUCCCAGUACGACAAGGACGGCAACUUGCAUAACUGGUGGAGUAGUCGUUCUCUAGAGGCAUUUGACGAACGGAGGCGAUGUAUUGUUGAGCAGUAUGGUAACUAUACCGUACCAAAGACCACAUAUAAAGUGAACGGCAGACUGACACAAGGAGAAAACAUCGCAGACAAUGGUGGAGUUAAGGAAGCUUUGAGAGCUUAUCAGAAGUACGUUGCUACCGAGGGUGAAGAGCCGCGCUUGCCAGGACUUCAACACUACACCAACACACAAAUAUUCUUUCUCAGCUACGCACACUUUUGGUGUGGUCAAAAGAAGGAGGCUGCAGCUAUGCAGCAAGUGACGACGGACGAGCAUUCUCCUGAAAUAUUUCGCGUGACAGGAGUUUUAUCAAACUUACGCGAAUUCGCCGAAGCAUUCUCUUGUCCGGCUACAGCAGCACUUAACCCUCCAAAUCGAUGUGUUGUGUGGUGA
Messenger RNA from Cooperia oncophora, 1254 nucleotides. The record is from the annotation of a GenBank genome assembly. NCBI's taxonomy places the organism in Eukaryota, Metazoa, Nematoda, Chromadorea, Rhabditida, Trichostrongylidae.